Molecule: messenger RNA, 1044 nt
Organism: Metarhizium album ARSEF 1941
Lineage: Eukaryota; Fungi; Ascomycota; Sordariomycetes; Hypocreales; Clavicipitaceae
Exons: 1
Coding region: 1-1044 (347 amino acids)
Source: RefSeq, a predicted model, not a curated record
AUGGCCCCGGGAUCAAAAUCCAGCCGGGUAAAGCCGUCAGAAGUGGCAGCCGACACCAAGAGGAACUUUAUCCCACUGAUCAAUGCCAACUACGCUGAGAUGUUUCCUCCGUACUCGAUACUGUACCGGCAGCCUUCCCAACUCGUCAUUACCCGCCGGCACCUGAGUACCAACCCCCCCUUUUUCCGGGUAGAAGCUGGAGACCCAGUCAUGCUUGCCAUUUCUUAUGCCGCGGCUGACAGUCGGGCCUCUGAGGCUGUUGGAGGCUCUAGAGUCAGGAUUCCCUUCAUCUGUGCUGCCAACGAGCGCCGUCCCGGAGGUGAUUGGGAAACGGGAUGCUCCGGAUAUGAAGAGAAGCUCUGUCGUCGAAGCAACCUUUCUGCAACUCUGAGCAGUCCUUGGCCAAACACACAAGUGCUAUCGAAUUAUCCUAUUCCGUCCACUGGUGGCAUUCUCUCCGAUGCUGUUGUGGUUUGUCGAGGGCCUCAUGACAAUUACGAGAGACUUGAGCGCUGGUAUGACUUACCAGUUGUUUCUGUCCCCCCGACUCGCUGGCCAAAGUUGAAAGAGAACGGGACCAUGUACUCCUUUGCAGAAGAACGAGACAUGAUGAGAGAAAAGAUCCGCGGCGCCCUUCGCGUCUGCCUCUACAAUAACUAUGACCGAGUCGUUGUGGGAGAUUUUGGCCUUGGUAACAGCUGUCGAAAUCCGCCCCAGGAAGUUGCUGAAAUCUGGCGGGACGUACUGCUCUUCGACCCAGAUGUUCGGGGACAGUUUGCAUACGUGGUCUUUGCUUUUGAGGACGCCUCGCAAAGUACCACACGCUUCAUUCGGGACGAGAUGGCACGGAAGGAGAAAAAAGGGGGUAGCAGCAAGGUCAAGUCGCGUGGCAACGCUUCGGCCCCUCUCGGAUUGUCGCAAGGAUCUUCUACGAAUUCGGGGACAGACAUGACUAUUUUCCAGAUGGCCUUUGGUCAUGCCGAGAUCAUGCGUGUUCUCUCUGCCAGAGAUCCGCGCUAUGGUCUCGACAUGAUUACAAGUUGA